This is a messenger RNA of Spea bombifrons (plains spadefoot toad), 3000 nucleotides long. RefSeq names its product enamelin (gene ENAM). Gene Ontology annotation, cellular component: nucleus. The coding region runs from base 1 to 3000 and encodes 999 amino acids. The record is from RefSeq and is a predicted model, not a curated record. The transcript has 5 exons. Gene Ontology annotation, molecular function: RNA polymerase II cis-regulatory region sequence-specific DNA binding; DNA-binding transcription factor activity, RNA polymerase II-specific. Lineage: Eukaryota; Metazoa; Chordata; Amphibia; Anura; Pelobatidae. Gene Ontology annotation, biological process: positive regulation of transcription by RNA polymerase II.
AUGCCUAUGCACCUAGGACACACAGGGAGUAACAGUGAAGAGAUGCCUCAUGUGGGCUCUAUGUAUGGACUAGGUUUCCCACAUUACUCACAGAUGGUCCCAUUACAUCAAGCUUCAGCCUGGCAACCCUUCUCAUGGCUUCCACAAAAUGCAGCCAAGUUUCAACAAAUGCCCCACCAAGUGCCGCAAUUGCAGAAAAGAAACCCACACCAGCACCAACCACAAUUCACAGGACCACAAAGCCAAUUCAAACAUCAACAUGUAACUAAACAGCCUCAGCAAGCUCUUCAGUUACCUCCUGCACCCAGCCCCCAGAUACCACAAAUGUUCCCUCCAUUUCCUGGUGAAAUCAGUCCUUAUCAGCAAUAUUGGCCACAGCUGAACAACUACUUAGAGUAUUUCAGAAUGGGAGGAAGGCCACCCUAUAAUUCUGAGGAAAUAAAUGAAGAUGAAGAAGCCCCUGAGAAAGAGUCCCCUAAAGCAGAAAGUACAGUUACAGAGACAAGCAAUUCAACAACAGCUGACACUAAUUCAACAACUGUAGACUCAAGCCAAGGAAAUAACACAACACCAAAUGUUAGUCUACCCGUUGACUCUCAAAAUGUUAGGUUAAAUGGCCAAAAUGUGUCACCAGAUACAGUACCUGUAAGCCCCUUUAAUCAUGGAAAAAAUAUAAACACGUUAGCCCAUGCUUCCAAGCCAUUUCAACAGACGGUUUUAGGCAACACUCAACAUAAGUAUUAUGUGAUUGACAAAGCAGGAAGUGGAGACCAUCAUAAUCAUAUCCACUUACUUACCCACUUAAUAAAUAAAGGCAGUUUUACUAGCAGCCCAAAUUCUGGAAAUCUGGGUUAUAUCAGAGAAAGCCAACACUUUGAUCCUGACAAACAUUCCGGCAGAGCAACUAUACCAAAAGGUAGUCACAAUGAUGGACCAAGAGGUACAUCACAAAAUAUUGUCAGGCUACCUAGAUAUGAAAGUGUACAACCACAUACUGGAAAUAAUAAAGUACAAAAUCUUGGAAAUUUCAGAAGAAAACAUGAAGAAAGACAAACUGGGGAACAUUCCCAUUGGCCAAUUAAAAAUAACAAAAUACCCAAACCAAAAAUGAUUAUUCUUGACCCACAACGCAAUGAAUACUUAGCUGAAUAUAAUAGACAGCUAAAUGUUCAAGGUCAACAAACAAUGCCUAGAGGCCUGCUUACCAAUCAUCAGAACAUUCAGUUUCAGACUCAGAAUGAGAGCAAUCAGAAAAAUAGGCUUAAUGUUGUAGGCCAAAACAGCAAAGCUCUUUUAAUCAGUGACACCCCUUUCAUUCAAAGUGAAAACCCCCCUCAACAGCUCCCAGAUGAAAACUUCUAUGAAAAAGAUGUAAGAGUUUUCCUCAGGGAUAGCCCAUGGAUGAACAAACAAGGCAGUCCGCAAAUAACUAAAGUACCUUCUGGACAGCAACAGAGGACAAUAUAUAUCGUAAGCCCCUUUGCAUCAAAUAACACUCCAGUGCAUCCUGAUGAUAGACAAAGAACAGAAGGUAUAUUAAACCAUGCAGUGGAAGAGGAAAAUGAACAAAAUAACCAACAACCUAACCCACUACAUCAUAGGAAUGGAAUGUAUCCAGAAAAUAAAAUACAUGGUCAAAGUAGCACUGUGCCUUAUUCAGGAAAACAACCUUGGGUCAACCAUUUAGAAUUUUCAGCAGUUGAGCCUAACUUGCACGACCCGAUGGAAAGCCACCUUACCCAUGCAAAUCAAAUUAGGCAAGAAUUAUAUAACAAUGACAGAAUGACAGAAAAUCAGAGUAAAUAUGUGUUAUUAUCCAAUCCAGAGCCAUCAAUGCACACAGAACGAAUUUACUUUCCUGGUAACCAACCUUUGCAUCAGAUUAUAGAUGGUCCUAUCCAUAAAAUAAUUGAUUCCUUGGAUCACAACGGGUACUUUGCAGGUUACAACGUUGACUCACAGACCCAAAAUAAAAAAAGUCCCAAUAGCACAAACAUCCAAUCUGAGCCAAUAGAGACUGUAUAUUACAUUAUUAGACAUGAGCCUCACCUUGGUCAAGUUGACCCUGUUAAUCUACAGUUAUCUCCUUUUACAGAAAAACAUUCAGGGGUUUACAAUCCAGAUAAUUCUGCAGCAACCCACAAAGACAAUGCAAAUUAUGAUAUGUACCCUUCUGGUAUGAGAGGUCAGUCUCCAUAUCAGAGAGAACCAGGAAUCGGUCACACAGGGUCUACGCAUUAUACUUGCUAUUUACCUGUUAUUGAAAAUGAUUCAACAAGUGGACUCCCUGGCCAGUUAUAUGUUUGCUGUAAACACACACAUGCAGAACAAGGCACUAUAGGAAAACUAGAAAACUCUAAUUUCAGAUUAACUUUACAGGAAUAUAAUGAAUGGCUGCCAUAUCAGGAUAGAACCCACAGGCAGCAUACAAGAAACGUAAUUGAUUCUUCUCUAACACCAGCUUGCAAUAAUUCAAACAAUGAAAAUAUAUUAUCCUCAGGAGGUGAGCGCUCUGAAGCCAUAUCUUGUGUUACAAACGGUUGUGAUGAACAGAAGUCAGAACAUUCAUACCGCAGUUUCGGAGUAGUUGACAAAAGGCCAUGUAGUGCUAGAGGAGAUGCGGAUAAUUACCUUCCGCUCUUCCAAGAUACAUCAACGUCACCAAGGAAAAAUGACAUUGCUUUUGAAAAAGUUGAAUUGCCACAAAUAAAUAUACAGGCAGAGGGAACGACAACAGAGAACGAUGCAAGGUUGAAGAAAGCCACAGGCAAACUACUGAGCAUAUUGACCUGUCCCAAAAACAGGCAAAAGAUUCCACAGGCAAACACAGUUCCCAGCAAACCAAAUGCAUUUUAUUUAAAACGUGACAUACCCGCUGGAGAGCCAUCUACUGUAGCAGGUGUAGUUACUCAUGAUGAAUAUUCUAUGGUGCACCAACCGUCUGAAAACAAUAUUGACCCAGUGAGCAAUGUGGCAGACUGUUUAAUACUCAACAAGUAA